Molecule: messenger RNA, 4497 nt
Organism: Abrus precatorius (Indian licorice)
Lineage: Eukaryota; Viridiplantae; Streptophyta; Magnoliopsida; Fabales; Fabaceae
Product: abnormal spindle-like microcephaly-associated protein homolog
Exons: 23
Coding region: 1-4440 (1479 amino acids)
Biological process (GO): spindle organization; establishment of meiotic spindle localization; mitotic cell cycle
Cellular component (GO): spindle pole
Molecular function (GO): protein binding
Source: RefSeq, a predicted model, not a curated record
AUGGAUUGUGACGAACCUCCUUGUCCCUCUCCCUAUCCCUAUUCCCAUUCUUCUUCACUUCUCAAAGACAUCUCCAACUUCACAACCCCCAGACGCCCCCCUCCCUCCCUCACCGCCCAAUCUCCUUCCACCCAAUUCUUCACCGCUUCCAAACCCGCCUCCUCAUUCCACCGCCGCGCCAAGAAGUCUUCUACCGCCGCCAAAAAACUCAAGGCCUUCCAAUUGGAGCGGUCCCAAUCCUCUAGAAAGGCCCAAAUCAGAAAGGAACACUCCCUCAAAUCCCUAGCGAAGUCCCUCUCCGUUUGGCUCAACUUCUUGCUCCAAAACCCCGCCUCCUGCGGCUGCGACUUCUCCAUCGCCGGACUACACGUGGCCGAUCCCACUCCCGCCACCCGCGGUAAGAGAGAUGGCGCUCCGGGAAUCUCCAUCGGAGUCGAUUCCACGUGGCGAACUCCCAAGCGACAGAGGAAGACGUGGUCCUCUUCACGCGCCGGUAAGGAAAAUUCCGAGACGCAGUUGCCUGAUUCCUCGUUUUCGUACUUGAGGGAUUCUCUGAAGGAUGUCUGCAGUUUCGACGAUUUGAAGCAGCGAAUGAGGGUUUAUCUCAGUCUCACAACUUGUAAAGAGAUCUUCCAAGUGAUGAAUCACGUCACCAAGACGAUUGACGACGGAAGGCUAAAUAUGAAGGCACACUGCCCUGUAGUAACCGAUGUUGGGUUGAAGGAUAAGGCCACUAGGAUUCUCAUGUGUUAUAAUUCAAUUUGGCUGCGGAUUGGAUUAUACAUAAUUUUUGGGGGUGACUGCUUGGUGUUAAAUUGUGAUAUUGAUUCUGAUCAAGAUGCUGUAUUCUUGAAAAUGGUCAUUGAGAAGCUGUUUUUUUCGCAUGAGGGAUUAGCAAAAGCAUAUGCUUAUAACAAGAUGGUUGAAGGAGUCUAUAGGUCAGGUUACUAUGAGAAUUUGGGGAAUGUGAUUUUGAAGAAGGUUUUGUUGCUUGUGCUUAUCCUUGAUAAAGCUAAAUGCCAGAGUUACCUCCCACUCGAGUAUGGUAUUGAUGGAUUAGACGGGGGUUCCCCUUUAUUAUUCAAAGCUGAAUCCUGGAUUAAAUCAAGUAGUCAACUGAUCCAUGAAUUUCUAUCGUCUGAUGUGAUGCAUGGAGAAGGAAAUCUUCUAGCACAUUUGGUGAUUUUAGGUUACAAAUUAUCUCACCAACAGGGACUUCUUGUUGAGUAUGAUUUCAGGGUUAGAGAUUUAUUUGUAGAUCUUCAAGAUGGACUCAAACUGUGUAGAGCUAUUCAGCUCUUGCAGAAUAAUUCUUCGAUCCUUAUGAAAAUCAUAGUUCCCUCUGAUGCUCCUAAGAAAAAACUUGCCAACUGUGGUCUUGCCCUACAAUAUCUCAGGCAAGCUGGUGUAUCACUAGUUGACGAAGAUGGCAUCAUGAUUGUGACAGAUGAUAUUGUUAAUGGAGAUAAAGAACUUACGCUUUCCUUGCUCUGGAAUAUGUUUGUUCAUUUACAGCUACCUCUUUUGGUUGAUAAAACAAGUUUAGUUGGGGAGAUUUCAAAAAUUCACGGACCGGGCAUGGAUCUCAUAAACAGUACAAACUCUAGUUCUCUGGAGUUGCUUUUGAAUUGGAUUCAGGCUGUUUGUGACAAUUAUAAUUGUGCUAUUGACAAUUUUCAUUCCCUUGUUGAUGGCAAAGCUAUCUGGUGCUUACUUGAUUACUACUUCCAGAAGGAACUUCAUAAUUCCUGUUCAAUGAAGGAAGUUUAUCAGAAAAGUGGCAAGGCAUCAAUUAUGUCAGUCAAUGAAUAUUCAGAUGCACUUUAUAAUUUUAUAUUAUCCCAGAAGUUGACUACAUUACUGGGGAACUUUCCAGAGGUACUUCAAAUAAGUGAGCUACUUCAAUAUAAUGGUGCUUGCAAUGAUCGAAGUGUGGUGAUACUGUUGGUUUUCCUAGCUAGCCAAUUAUUUGUCAAGAAAAAUGUGGAUCACUUAAAUUUUCAUAAGCUCUUGGGUUAUGAUUGCCAAAGUCCAAACCGUAGACAUUUGAGGAUGGUACAAUGCAUUUCAAGUUCUGAAGCAGCACAAAAUCCUGAUGCUUCAGAUGUGCAUGGCAAUGAAGAUGCUGCUAGAAAAUUCAAGGCCAUCCAAGCUUGGUGGCAAGAUAUGGCUGAACGAAACCAUAUCAUCAAACCAGUUAUCUCUAGUUUACAGAGAUCCAGGAGCACUGAAUGCAACACCAACAUUAGAAGAGAAAAUGCUGCAAGAACAAUACAACUGCAUAUCAGAGGAUUGGUUGUACGGCGCAAGUUUGUGAAGAUGGUAAAAGCUGCUACCCUUUUGCAAACUGUUUUGAGAGCUUGGCUAAAAGUGAGGAAAGAGUCAAUGUGCAGUAUAUUCCCAACCGUUCAAGUUUACAGCUUCUCAUGUGAAACAUUGGAGCAACCAGAAACAUAUAAGAGAUAUGCCAUGCUUUUCAUUCAUAGGCAUUCCUUUUUGAAAUUGAAGAGGUCAGCACAGCUUAUCCAGCAAGCAGUGAGGGGUUGGCUCUAUUGGAGGCAUCAGCAACAAUGUCGGUUAAGUCCUGAUCUUUUGAUAUCAGAUAUGGGGGUAGCUGCUAUUACUGUACAGAAAUUUGUUCGUGGUUGGAUGGCACGAUCUAGAUAUAUUCAUCAGCUUGAUCAGAAAGACAAAACUUUAAAUUUAGCCCAGCAGAAAGUUAAUUUUGAUCUUCAAACAAAUGCAGCCAUUAUCAUUCAGCUUGCUUGGAAAAAGUUCUUAUGCUUUGAGUCUACUCAGAAGCAGCACUUCCAUGCAACUAAAAUUCAACGAAGCUUCCGUAGGUGGCUGUUGAGAAAAAGUUUUUUAAAUCAGACUCAAGCUGUCAUAAAAAUUCAAUCUUAUUUUCGAAUGUGGAGAUGUGUAAAUGCUUUUCAGCACUUCAAAAUUGAGUUUAAGGCAGCUAUUGUCAUUCAAUCUUCUUUACGAGGAUGGAUUGCACGGAAGGAUGCUUGUGCACAUAGAAAUCACAUCGUAGAAAUUCAAAGGCAUUGCCGUGGUUGGCUCCUGAAACGUGACUUUUUGUUCCAAAGAGAUGCCGUAGUAAAGAUCCAGUGUAUCAUUCGAAGCUUGAAAUGCCAGAAGGUUCUCAAAUGUGAGAAAGAUGCUGCUUUGGAGAUGCAGCGCUUUAUCAGGGGUCAUUUAACACGGAAUCGGCUAUUAGGUUGUGCUUCCAAGUCACGCACGCUUACUCCUGUCAGUUGCAGUUCAAGACCAGGUGGCUUUUGCAGUUUUCAACUGGAACUAUUCUUGUUUUCAGUUGUGAAAUUGCAACGAUGGUGGAAGGGUUUGCUGUUGCUUAAAUUAAUGAAUAAAUCAGCCAUCAUUAUUCUGUCAUGUACUCGUGGGUGGAUAGCCAGGCGAAAGGCCACUCUUUACAGACGCCAUGUUGCCAUCCGUGUACAGAACCAAAGAUAUGCCGCGCUGGAAAUUCAACGCUUUAUUAGAGGGCAUUUAAUUCGAAAUCGGAUAUCAGGCGGUACUUCUAAGCUACGUGCAUUUCAAGAUGUAGGUCACAUUUCAAGACCAGUUGCCUAUUGUAGUUCGCAACUGGAACUAUUUUUGUUUUCUGUUGUAAAAUUGCAACGAUGGUGGAAAGGUGUCUUGUUACAGAAAUUGAUGACAAAGUCUGCCAUUGCUAUUCAGUCUCAUACUCGUGGGUGGAUAGCCAGGCGAAAGGCCACUGAGCAAAGAUAUCGUAUUAUUAUCAUUCAAUCCCACUGGAAAGGUUACCUUGCACGCAAAGAGCCAAAAGAACAUUUAUUGGAUUUGCGCUUGAGAAUGCAAAAGUCUGCCAGAAACGUGGAUGACAGCAAGCGUCUCAUAAACAGACUCUUGGCAGCGCUUUCAGAGCUGCUUAAUAUGAAGAGUCUUAGUAACAUCCUUCACACUUGUUCAACAUUGGAUAUGGCUACAGGACAUUCUCAGAAAUGCUGUGAAGAACUUGUGGCUGCAGGGGCCAUCGACACCUUGCUGAGGCUUAUUCAAACAGUCAGCCGGAGUAUACCUGAUCAGGAGGUUCUAAAGCAUGCGUUGUCAACUCUCCGAAAUCUCGCCUGCUAUCCUCAUCUUCUAGAAGUGCUUAUCCAUAAUCACGGUUCCGUUCAGAUAAUCGUCUUGGAGUUACUGAGGAAUAAAAAUGAGGGCUAUUUCAUUGCUUCUGAACUUUUGAAGAUGAUGUGUUCCACAAGUAUAGGCGUGGAGACGAUACUCAGGUCCCCUGCCCUUCUAAAACGACUACACGGUCUUGUUGAAGAGCUUAAAAGAAAGGGAAUUUACGAGAAAAGAAAUCCUAGGGCUCCUAGUCCGGUUAUCAAAGAAAACAGAGAGAGAAGAUUGAAGGAGGCCGCUGAGAUUCUGAAGCUGAUAACAAGUGCCUGAAUUUUUUUUAAGAAUCAAGUUGUAAUGCUAUGUGCAAUUGUAGAAUGUAUGCAAGGU